Messenger RNA from Drosophila innubila, 994 nucleotides. It is a transcript of the gene Prosbeta5, whose product is annotated as proteasome subunit beta type-5. Lineage: Eukaryota; Metazoa; Arthropoda; Insecta; Diptera; Drosophilidae. Gene Ontology annotation, molecular function: threonine-type endopeptidase activity. Gene Ontology annotation, cellular component: proteasome core complex. The record is from RefSeq and is a predicted model, not a curated record. Bases 83 to 922 code for a protein of 279 amino acids. The transcript has 2 exons.
GACGAUUUUUGUUUGUCAUUCUCAUCACAAAUAUUAUUUCUACAUUUAAUCCUGACAUCGGAAUUUUUGAAGAGAGUAAAAAAUGGCAUUAGCACAGAUUUGUAAAAUUUCUAAUGCUUCAUACAUGAAGCCAGCAGCCUGGAAUUCGGCUGAAGUUGAAGAUGAAAUAAACGCGUUCACAAGCAACAUUGCCAAUCCGUACACAUUGGCAGCGCCUCCAUUCGAAAACCCACUUGAUAACUUGAACAAAAUCCAAGCAAAUGCUGGGAAGACCGGCAUGAAGAUUAACUUUGAUCACGGCACCACAACAUUGGGCUUCAAGUACCAAGGUGGUGUCAUUUUGGCCGUGGACUCGCGUGCAACCGGAGGUCAGUACAUUGGAUCGCAAACAAUGAAAAAGAUUGUGGAAAUCAAUCAGUUCUUGCUUGGCACACUGGCCGGCGGUGCCGCCGAUUGUGUCUACUGGGAUCGCGUUCUGGCCAAGGAAUGCCGUCUGCACGAGCUGCGCAACAAGGAACGCAUCUCUGUAGCAGCCGCCAGCAAGAUCAUGGCCAACAUUGCUCACGAGUACAAGGGAAUGGGCUUGAGCAUGGGCAUGAUGUUAGCUGGCUACGACAAGCGCGGCCCAGGACUAUACUACGUUGACUCGGAAGGCUCACGCACUCCUGGCAAUGUCUUCUCCGUUGGCAGCGGUUCUAUCUUUGCCUUUGGUGUGCUUGACUCCGGCUAUCACUGGGAUUUGAAGGACGACGAAGCCCAGGAGCUGGGACGUCGUGCUAUCUACCAUGCCACCUUCAGAGAUGCCUACUCGGGCGGUAUAGUUCGUGUCUACCACAUGACUCCAAAUGGUUGGAUCAAAAUUUCAGAAACAGAUUGCAUGGAACUCCACUACAAAUACAAAGCAGAGAAGGAAUCUAAGUAAUAUUUUCCACUUUUGUAAAUGCUACAAUAAAAUAAAUAAGUAUGCUAUGGAAAUAAUAUGAUGAACCAUAAA